Molecule: messenger RNA, 1155 nt
Organism: Symbiodinium sp. CCMP2456
Lineage: Eukaryota; Dinophyceae; Suessiales; Symbiodiniaceae
Source: the annotation of a GenBank genome assembly
AUGCCAGGCGCAAGAGUGCACCGUUUGUACGAGGAUGCUGCAGAGCGGAUUCUAGAACAGGAUCCCUCAGCCGAUGUGGCCAUCGUCGGAUUUCCGACAAGCUGGAGAGAAGCAGAGCUGCAAGUCUGCUUUGGUCCCGUGUGUGACUGCGACAGACUGCGGCUUGUCAAGGAUCACAGCGGCAUUUGGGUGUGCCUGUUACAGACGAGCAGCAUUCCCGCACUCCUCGCAGCACGGCUUAGAACCAGCAAUCUCGCAAGAGAAGGACUUCGUGUUGUGUUGGCAACCAGGAAGGAUUCCCAUGAGGUCCCCAAGGCACUGUCACAGCAUCAGUUUCAAGCUGAAGAGCGGGGAGCCCUUCAUGGCCUGAGGUCGCAGACAGAGCUCAAUGGCAGUCCGUGCAGUAUCGUAAGAUACGACCAGGAGUCUCGCCGAUGGCUUGUCCGUUUGGACAUAGAAUCAGAGGACAACGAAAUCCUGGUGUCAGCUGCGAAUCUUCUCCCGCUCUGGUUACCGGAGCAGGCAGAAUCUCUCGCGGACGACAAAGCAGAGAGCAUGCCCAGGGGCGCGGAAAGUGAUGGAGCCGACGCAAAAAGCACAGCGGCAGAGGCUGAAGUAGUUGAUGAUGAAGCUUUUGAUGAUGCUCCCGAUCGUGAAGAGACGGAGAAGCAAAACAAAGGGACAGAGAUGUCAAUUGACGAAGCAAUUGACGACACCCGGGCAGAAGCACAGGACAAGACCAAAAGAUCAGCUGAGGGACCAGGACAAAGAAAAGCGCAAGAGGCCGAAGGCGAUGCUGCAGGGGAAGCUACUCCAUCUGCACCUGCUUCCAAGGCGAAAGCAGGGAAGGGGACAGUCAAGAUGUCUCAUGCGCUUGUUGUUACUGGAUUUCCACUCUGGGAUCUCCAACAGAUCACCCAGUACUUCGCUCGAUUCGGUGAGCUACGCACCAUCUUGGGUGCGAACAAAAACAAAGGUGGCAAGAGGAAGCUGCUUGUGGCGUACUGCCGCAAAGUCAAUGCGAAAAAGAGCCAACAGCACGUCCAUGGAGCAGAGAUCGAUGGAAACAAGCUCAGCGCGGUCUUUGCAGAUGACUCCAGCUUUGCAAGGCAGCAGGAAGCAAAAGCUGCGGCACGGCCAAAGAACAACUCGUAA